AUGAUCAAGUUGAAGCCAGAGAGCGUCCCUCUCUACCUGGGGCAUCAAUCGGUUUCAGCGUACUUCCCCUUCGGGGAGACGGCUGUUACCAACCUCAUUGAAGGACAGCUUGCGUUUUUGCAUCACGUCCGCAACUAUGAGGAGCAGCUGGACGAGAUCGCCGCGUCGGUGGAGGAGGUCACAGCUCUGAAGGGCCAGCCGAAUGGGUGGGCAGUGAAAAACAGCAAAUCACUAUCCCACGCGCUGCGCCACAACCAGCAGCUGAAGCUUGGGAAAUUCCUCGAAGCAAGCAUCGAGCAGCUGGACGAAUUCACGUCACUCAGGCCUUUCCGCUGGGAACCACGAAAGUUUUUCGCUUCCUUGAUGGCGAACAGCAAGGGCCGAUUCCAGACGGGGAUUGCACCAAUGGCUUGCUCUUUCAGUCGCUUCUUGGAUUGGGAUUUCUCAAUCGGCAUCUCCGCCAUCCAGGGACACUCGCGCAUGCCCGAGCAGGUGGCCGAUAUCGCCCAAGGAGAGAGGCUGACGGCGCAGAGGCUUCGGAGCUUGGAUUUAUUUUCCACGCCUCCGAAAACCACAACUACGACAGCAUCAAGCGCGAUGGUCUCCUUCUGCGCGCCACUCGCCAAGGGUGGCAACGUCACCGGAAGGCUAUCCACUUUGUUUAUGCAGGUGGAUCCGUCUCUCCGGGGCCUGGCACGGUGGUGCGGUACGGGGGCAACAUUUUCUAUGCCCACAGCUCGACAUCGGCACGUUCUUCAACCACGGUCACAACCUCUUCCUCUUCCUGACCGACAACGGUGUCGUGCUGUGCUACCACGAUGCGGCCCCGAUGUACCUCACGUUUCACUGAAGGCCGCCUCAUGA
This is a messenger RNA of Symbiodinium necroappetens, 864 nucleotides long. Lineage: Eukaryota; Dinophyceae; Suessiales; Symbiodiniaceae. The record is from the annotation of a GenBank genome assembly.